Messenger RNA from Cervus elaphus (red deer), 3306 nucleotides. RefSeq names its product zinc finger protein 324A-like. Gene Ontology annotation, biological process: regulation of transcription by RNA polymerase II. The record is from RefSeq and is a predicted model, not a curated record. Gene Ontology annotation, cellular component: nucleus. The transcript has 4 exons. The coding region runs from base 308 to 1987 and encodes 559 amino acids. Gene Ontology annotation, molecular function: RNA polymerase II cis-regulatory region sequence-specific DNA binding; DNA-binding transcription factor activity, RNA polymerase II-specific. NCBI's taxonomy places the organism in Eukaryota, Metazoa, Chordata, Mammalia, Artiodactyla, Cervidae.
UGUCACUUGGCUACCGGUGUCCGGCCACGCCGGUGACGGCCGGAGAGCGCAGCGUCGCGGCCGGCUUGGCUGGAGGGUCUUGUGACCCGAGGCGCGGGCAGCGAGGACGCGCGGGAGGAGACCCGAAGCGCGGGCGGCGGAGCCAGGAGGCCCACGGCUCGCAGCUGGUCUCAAUUUCCCCGGGUGCCGCGUGGGCUGCCGCCGAGCCGCGCGCUCUCUGGUCUCCACGCAGCCCCAACGCGGCGCCCCUUGACGGACGGGGAGAGUAAGUCCCGCGUCUGGGCGUCCGCCCUUUCUGCAGGUUCCAAUGGCGGCGGCGCCUGCGGCAGCGCAGCCCGACCAGGCGCAGGGUCUGAUGGCCUUUGAGGACGUGGCUGUGCACUUCUCCCAGGAGGAGUGGGGACUCCUGGAUACAGCCCAGAGGUCUCUGUACCGCCGGGUGAUGCUGGAGAACUUCGCCCUCCUGGCCUCGCUGGGCCUGUCUGUGUCCCGGCCCCAUGUGGUCACGCAGCUGGAGCGCGGCGAGGAGCCCUGGGUUCUCAGUGGGGUGGACGUGACCCUGCCCCGGGAUGCCCAGAGGAGGCCCCGCCGCGGUUCCCCUCCUCUGGCAGAGAACGGCAAUGUUUCUGGAGAAGCCCCAUUCCCGGGGGCUUUCAGGGAUGGUUUCUCUCUGGCGCCCGCCAGGGUCCUCCCCACCACGGGUGCCUAUGAGCGCAGGAAGAUCCCGGAGGGUCGGCGCGGCAUCUCCCCGUCUCGGGAGAGGAGACCCACUGGGGUAUCUGUGAUCUACUGGGAGAGGCUCCGGCUGGGGCCGGGCAGCGGCGAUGCCAGUGUGAGCCUCCGGCUGACCUCUUCUCUGCGGCCGCCGCCUGGGGACAAGGCUCUCGCAGAGUGCCUCGUGCCCAGUCAGCCGUCUCGGGUGUCGGAGCGGCGGAAGCCCUGGGCCCGUGAGGCCCCCGGGGGAGCCUUCUCAAGCGCUCCCGGGGCUCCAGGAGCGCGAGGAAUGGGCCCGGCCUGGCGCGGGCCGCCUGGCUGGACCGAGCUGGGUGAGGCACUGCAGCCCGGGCCCGGCCUCCUCUCCGGGGAGAAGCCCUUCGAGUGCAGGGCGUGCAGCAAGGUGUUCGUGAAGAGCUCCGACCUGCUCAAGCACCUGCGCACACACACCGGGGAGCGGCCUUACGAGUGUGCGCAGUGCGGCAAGGCCUUCAGCCAGACGUCGCACCUGACGCAGCACCAGCGCAUCCACAGCGGGGAGACGCCCUACAGCUGCCCGGCCUGCGGGCAGGCCUUCCGGCACAGCUCGUCGUUGGUGCGGCACCAGCGCAUCCACACGGCUGAGAAGGCCUUCCGCUGCGCCGAGUGCGGCAAGGCCUUCAGCCACCGCUCCAACCUCAGCCAGCACCGCAAGAUCCACGCGGGCGGCCGGCCCUACGCGUGCGCGCGCUGCGGCCGCAGCUUCUGCCGCAACUCGCACCUCAUCCAGCACGAGCGCACGCACACUGGCGAGAAGCCCUUCGCCUGUGCGCUUUGCGGGGCUGCCUUCAGCCAGGGCUCGUCGCUCUUCAAGCACCGGCGUGUGCACACGGGCGAGAAGCCCUUCGCCUGCGCGCAGUGCGGCCGCGCCUUCAGCCACAGCUCCAACCUGCGGCAGCACCGGCUGCUGCACACAGGCGAGCGGCCCUUCCGCUGCGCGGACUGCGGCAAGGCCUUCGCCAAAGGCGCCGUGCUGCUCAGCCACCGGCGCAUCCACACGGGCGAGAAGCCCUUCGUGUGCGCGCACUGCGGCCGCGCCUUCCGCGAGCGCCCGGCCCUCUUCCACCACCAGAGGCUCCACACCGGCGAGAAGCCUGCGCGCCGGCCCCGAGCCGGCCCGCGCCCCCCGGCCAGGCCGCCUUCAGGGGCAUCGCCCGAGGGCGCACUGGGGCGGGAGGCCGGGCGCCCCGCCACCUCGGGCCCAGCCACCAUCCUGAGGACCACUGAGUCCUGAGGGCGCGGCCCGACCUUCCCCGGCCGGUGGUUGGGCCCUUCUGCGCAUACAGGCCCGGUCCUCUGCAGAGGCCUCCACUCUGGAGGAGCUUGGCGCGGGCACUGGGGUUCCUCCUGCACCUGGUGACAAGAUCUGCCGCUGGUUGGCCACAGCUCACCCCUCCAGCCUCAAGCGGUCUGGCUGCAGAAAGGACGGGGGAGGCUGGCAGGGUGCUGCCGGUUCAUGCGUGUCUUCACUGGUACCAGAACAGGAGGUGCUGGGGGGUGUGGAGGUGGUCCGGAGACAUUUCCGAGGUUCCCACCCAAACUGGAGGCUUUGUAGGGAACUGCUGCACCCCUGCCGUCAGAAGAUCCCCCACCCCAGGCCUCAGUUCAGCCCGGGCUUCCUGGGAGCCGGCCCGUGGACAGGAGGCCUUGUGGGAGGCGGCUGUUGGCUUUAGGACCAGUGGCUGGGCUCUGAGCCUCAGCUCCCGCCUCCGGGGAAGAAAAAACAUUGAGGCUGCAGACGGCAAUCUGCAAUCCCCGCAGGCUCCCGCCAGUCCCGCCUCUGCCUGAGGAGGUUUCUCCUGACAGCGCUGAGGGGCUGCUGUGGCUGGGGUCCCCACUCCCCAGAGGAGGCUGAGGCACAGAGAGCUCACCCUUUCACCCCACACUUAGCCUGCCAGCUUGGAGGGUGAAGCCUGCCUGACUCCUUGCACGAGGCCGACCCUCAGGACAGGGGAGUCCCCAGGGAGCUGGGGGAACAAGGUGCAGAGUGCCAGUUCCCUGGCUGUGCUUGUUCACUCAUAUUGUGGUCCUGGUUUAGCUCCUGCGUCCUGCCCUCCUUAAAGUCAGCGCCAUCCGAGCCUCUCCAGCCCCACUGCCCUGAUGGGAGGUGACCACAGCAACAGGUUCAGAGAAGGUGGGUGGGCCACUUGCUUCUGUGGGAUCCAGUGCCAUGUUCCUGCCUGUGCCUCCCUCAUGGGGCAGAGGACUUGCCACCACGAGGCUGUGUGUGGUGCCCUCCUGAGACCCCUCCCCAGGGUGCCACAGCCCACACGGUAGGGACACUGAGGCAGACAAAUGGGCUGGGGGCCCGGUUGGCUUCUUGUGGCCUUCCACCUGGGGCAUCUCCACCCAGGGUCUCACCUCCAGGGAAGUUAAUGGAGCAUUUAUUGGAGGGGGGAAAGACUAGAAGUUAUGGCUUGGAGGUACGCUUUAAACUCUUGAACGGCACUGUGCAGGGCCGCAGCCUCAGCCUCUAGGUCGUGGUUCAGAAGGUUUUGAUAAGACAGAGUCCAGAGAGACUCCCUAAUAAAGGUUUCUUUUUAGAAACAUGAA